Cladophialophora psammophila CBS 110553 is the source of this 1833-nucleotide messenger RNA. RefSeq names its product carboxypeptidase D. Gene Ontology annotation, biological process: proteolysis; apoptotic process. Gene Ontology annotation, cellular component: trans-Golgi network. The record is from RefSeq and is a predicted model, not a curated record. The coding region runs from base 1 to 1833 and encodes 610 amino acids. The transcript is spliced from 2 exons. NCBI's taxonomy places the organism in Eukaryota, Fungi, Ascomycota, Eurotiomycetes, Chaetothyriales, Herpotrichiellaceae. Gene Ontology annotation, molecular function: serine-type carboxypeptidase activity.
AUGGCCAGGCUUUGGGCACCAUGCGCCCUGCUCGCCAUUAUCUCUUCGACAUGGGCGGCGGAGAAAACCGCAGCUGAUUACUUUGUUCAUUCGCUGCCUGGACAGCCAGAUGGUCCUCUCCUGAAGAUGCACGCCGGACAUGUUGAAGUCAAUCCCGAACACAACGGACACAUGUUUUUCUGGCACUACCAGAACCGACACAUCGCCGAUCGACCGCGAACCGUCAUCUGGCUCAAUGGUGGACCGGGAUGCAGCUCGAUGGACGGGGCGUUGAUGGAAUUGGGCCCUUACCGGGUAAGAGAGGGAGGAAAACUGGUUUACAAUGAAGGCUCCUGGGAUGAGUUCGCAAACGUCUUGUUCGUGGACAACCCCGUCGGCACUGGCUUCAGCUACGUGAAUACGGACAGCUACCUCCAUGAACUACAGGAGAUGGCAGAUCAAUUCCUCGCAUUUAUGGAAAAAUGGUUUAAGCUGUUUCCCCAGUAUGAAAACGACGACCUCUAUCUCGCAGGCGAAUCAUAUGCCGGACAAUACAUCCCUUAUAUCACCAGGGCUCUUUUGGAUCGCAACGCCAAAGCGCAAGGUCAAGGGAAAGGGAUAUGGAACAUCAAAGGCCUUCUGAUUGGCAAUGGUUGGAUUUCACCCGCGGAGCAAUACCAAUCUUACCUCACCUUUGCCUAUCAGGCCAAUCUCAUCCAAGGCGGGACUCCUGAUGCGGCCCGAGUCGAGGCGGUGCAGUCAUCGUGCAUUACGGAACUUGCCAAGCCCGGCGGGACGGAAAGGGUGGACGUCAGUGCAUGUGAGGCUGUUUUAUCCACGAUUCUGGAUGUGUCCAAGGUAAAUGGCAUGUGUUACAACAUGUACGACGUCACCCUUAAAGACAAGUGGCCGUCUUGCGGGAUGGCCUGGCCUCCGGAUUUGGAGACGGUGACACCGUACUUGCGACAGGACGAUGUGCUUGCAGCAUUGCAUGUGAACCCCGACAAGCGGACUGGGUGGGUUGAAUGUUCAGGCGCCGUUUCUGCUUCGUUCCGAGCUAGUCACUCGAAACCAAGUGUUCAACUGCUCCCAGGCAUUCUCGAGGAAGGUGUUCCCGUGCUAUUGUUCAGUGGCGCCAACGACCUGAUCUGCAACCAUGUUGGAACGGAGGAUUUCGUCAACAAGAUGGAAUGGCUGGGGGGCAAGGGCUUUGAGCUCUCUCCUGGGGUCAUAGCACCGAAGCGCGAUUGGGAAUUCGAAGGUGAACCGGCCGGUGUCUAUCAAGAAGCGCGGAAUCUCACCUAUGUCAAAUUCUAUAAUUCAAGUCAUAUGGUGCCGUUCGACUACCCUCGACGAACCCGGGAUAUGCUUGAUCGGUUCAUGGGUGUGGACACGACGGGUAUUGGUGGCGAGCCGACCGACAGCCUUAUUGAUGGUGAAAAGGUGGGCACUGAAACGGACAUUGGAGCACCAGCCAACAGCACCGUCCCGGCGGAAGAUGAGAGCCAGAAGCUCAAAGACGCCGAACUCAAGGCCUACUAUCGCAGUGGUGAGGCGGCUUUGGUGAUCGUGCUUAUUGCAGCAGGGCUGUUUGGCUGGUGGGUAUGGCGAGGAAGGAGGAAAGCUCGAAGUCAGGGGUAUAUGAGUGUACCUCUCGCGAACGGCUCGAUGCGCAAGGGUCGCGGAGAUGUGGAAGCAGGGGAUUUCGACGAGAGUGAGCUGGACGACCUGGAAUCGAGGCGGCGACAUGGGAAUAUGGAAGCGCAGCACUAUGAUCUCGCGAGCGAUAGUGAGGAUGAAGAUACAGCGGUUCCAAGCGGUGGUGGCAAGAGAGAGCAAGAAGGCCCCAAAUAA